Messenger RNA from Canariomyces notabilis, 2012 nucleotides. Its product is annotated as MFS general substrate transporter. Gene Ontology annotation, molecular function: transmembrane transporter activity. Gene Ontology annotation, cellular component: plasma membrane. Bases 153 to 1868 code for a protein of 571 amino acids. NCBI's taxonomy places the organism in Eukaryota, Fungi, Ascomycota, Sordariomycetes, Sordariales, Chaetomiaceae. The record is from RefSeq and is a predicted model, not a curated record. The transcript has 7 exons. Gene Ontology annotation, biological process: transmembrane transport.
AUCGAAGUCCUACAACUUUAUGUGCUGUUAACCCAACAUCGAAACGGGAAAAGACAAUACUUAUUGAUCCCAACACACCGACCUUCACCAAUAUAUCUUUGUCAAUUCUGCCUACCUACCUUACCUUUCGACACUCGACAGAUUCGAGAAAAAUGGAACAAGACACGAGAAAAGAGGCCGCGGUCGAUCGUUUAGAGCCCAAUCAUGACCCGGCUUACGGCAGAAACACAGUCGACCAACACCAAACCACUCGCAUCACCGAGGUCGAUGGUGCAUUACACGGGCUUCAGCUAUGGAUCGUGAUUGGAGGCAUGAUGCUAGGAGUGUACCUCGCCGGCCUCGACCUGACGAUGCUCUCGACUAUUGUGCCCACCCUAACAGAUUAUUUCGGAACUAUCAACGACGUGGCCUGGUACGAGUCAGCCUACGUGCUUGCUGUUUGCGCGUUCAUUCCCCUGGUGGGCAAAAUGUACACUCUCUUCCCCAACAAAUCUGUCUACCUGGCUUUCAUGGUCGUCUUUGAGGCAGGCAGCAUGAUAUGCGCCAUGGCAACAUCAAGCCCAGUCUUCAUCAUCGGCCGAGCCGUCAAUGGCAUCGGGUCAGCCGGCCUGCUCAGCGGUGCUCUCCUUAUUAUCUUUGCAGCCUGUACUCCCGCCAUUCGGCCUGUUGUCACCUCCUUUGCCAUGUCACUCAUAUCGGUUGGAUCCAUCACUGGUCCGCUUAUUGCCGGCGCGCUGACUGACCGUGUCUCCUGGAGAUGGUGCUUUUGGAUAUUCCUCCCCAUCGGUGGAGCAGUCAUGGCCGCCACCUUGCCCAUCUUAAUCCCCGAGCAGUCACCAAAACCGCCAGUCCGCGAAGCCAUACAAGAUUUGCACAGAAAACUCGAUGUUAUCGGUUUCAUCAUCUUUGCCGGCUUCACCAGCAUGCUUCUCUUUGCCACAACCUGGGGAGGUGGGAUGUACCCGUGGUCAUCGCCCACAAUCAUUGGCCUGCUCUGCGGAGCAACCGCUCUCGCCUUCGUUUUUGCAUUUUGGAUAAACCGAGCAGGGGAAGACGCGCUGAUCCCUCUAUCCUCCCUCCGUCGGCAGUCCGUGGCUGUCGGGAGCGUCGUCAUGUUCCUCCAAGGCGGCGCCACACAGAUGAUCCCAUACUUCCUACCGUUCUGGUUCCAGGCGAUCCGCGGCGACUCACCGAUUACCAGCGCGGUGCACAUGUUGCCAUCGCUGCUGUCCAACAUUGCGGCCCUGAUUGCCUUUGGGGCUUUGGUUCGCAGAUCCCACUACAUCCCUCCCUGGUCCAUCGCAGGCUGCACCCUCGCAAGCCUCGGCUCCGGCCUGUUGACUACUCUCUCCCCAACAACCACGACGGCCGAAUGGAUAGGCUACCAAAUCAUCACACACCUCGGCCGAGGCAUGGCCUUUCAAGCCCCCGUUGUCUCAGUCCAAGAACAAGUCCCAGCAAGCGAGGCAGCCACCGGCCUGGCCGUCAUCAACCUCUUCAUGAAUCUAGGCUGUGCCAUUGCCGUCGCGGCCAGCCAAACCGUCUUUAGCAACCGGCUCCCCGGCCUGCUGGCACAGCACGCGCCGGGAGUCGACGCCAAGGCGGUGCUGGAUGCAGGCGCGACGCGUGUCAGGGGCCUUGUGGCAACUGAGGACCUUCCGGGAUUGCUGCUUGCGUAUGACAAGGCCUUGACAGAUAUGUUUUACCUGCCGGCCGUCUGUUCUGCGUUGGCGUGCCUGGCCAGCUUUGGGUUGGAGUGGAGGAGGAUUGAAACGGAUGAUAAUCGGAAGAGUGAUGGUGAGAACCCGGAUAUGUCCGGGAAAGGCUCCUCGUCGACCUCAGGCAAUGGGUCGUCAUCGGACACGUAAUGCCUGAGCUGGGGUCUUCGACCAUGUCGCAUGCGGACAUAAUACGGGAUAUGGUAUAGUGUAGUGACAUACACUCCAUUUCACUGGAUUAAACGAAGGCAAAGCUUCCUAAUCUUAUCGGAAAUGAAACUAGUCACGAAUUCC